AUGUCUCUCACCAAUGCCUCCCCCGAGGCGGCAGCCGCCGCCGCCAAGGCCGCCUCCUUCACGCUCGCCGCGCUGCCCGCCUCGGACCGCAACGCCGCCCUCGAUUCCAUCCACGAUGCCCUCGCCGCUGCCCGUGAUGAUAUCCUCGCUGCCAACGCCCGGGACCUCGAGCUCGCCCGCAAGGCCGCCGCUGAUGGCUCCCUGAGCGCCGCGCUCGUCUCCCGCCUUGACCUCGGCAAGAAGGGCAAGUUUGACGACAUGCUGCGCGGCAUCCUCGACGUCCGCGACCUGCCCGACCCGCUCGGCCAAGUGCAGAUGCGCACCCUCCUCGACGACGGCUACACGCUCGAGCGCGUCUCGUGCCCCAUCGGCGUCCUGCUCAUCAUCUUCGAGGCCCGCCCCGAGGUCAUCGCAAACAUCGCCGCCCUCGCCGUCAAGUCGGGCAACGCCGCCAUCCUCAAGGGCGGCCGCGAGUCCACCGAGUCCUUCGUCGCCAUCUCGCGAGCCAUCUCCGCCGCCCUCGAGCGCGGGCCCGUCCCCAACGACGCCGUCCAGCUCGUCACCACCCGCGACGCCAUCGCCGCCCUCCUCGCCCAGGACCGCAACAUCGACCUCGUCAUCCCCCGCGGCUCAAACGACCUCGUCCGCUACAUAAAGGAGUCCACCAAGAUCCCCGUCCUCGGCCACGCAGACGGCCUCUGCUCCAUCUACCUCACCGCCUCCGCCGACGCCCAAAAGGCCGCCCGCGCCGUCGUCGACGCCAAGACGAGCUACCCCGCCGCCUGCAACAGCGUCGAGACCCUGCUCGUCCAGGACUCGGCCCUGCUGACCGUCUUCCGCGACGUCGCCGCUGCCCUCGCCGCCGCCGGCGUCACCCUGCGCUGCGACCCGGCCGCCAAGGCCAUCGCCUCGGACCUCGUCCCCGCCGUGCGCCUCCUCGACGCCACCCCCGCCGACUACGACACCGAGUUCCUCUCCCUCGACGUCGCCGUCCGCACCGUCUCCAACUUCGACGAGGCCGUCGCCCACAUCAACGCCCACGGCUCCCACCACACCGACGCCAUCUUCACCUCGGACCCCGCCGAGGCCGAGCGUUUCAUGGACCAGGUCGACUCGGCCGGCGCCUACUGGAACGCCUCCACCCGCACCGCCGACGGCAUGCGCUACGGCUUCGGCACCGAGGUCGGCAUCAGCACCAACAAGAUCCACGCCCGCGGGCCCGUCGGCCUCGAGGGCCUCACCAUCUACAAGUACAAGGUCCGCGGCCAGUACCAGGCCACCGCCGACUACGGCGAGGGCGACGGCAAGCGGCCGUGGAAGCACCAGAAACUGGACAUUUGA
Molecule: messenger RNA, 1341 nt
Organism: Purpureocillium lilacinum
Lineage: Eukaryota; Fungi; Ascomycota; Sordariomycetes; Hypocreales; Ophiocordycipitaceae
Molecular function (GO): NADP binding; glutamate-5-semialdehyde dehydrogenase (NADP+) activity
Source: RefSeq, a predicted model, not a curated record